GUAUUUGCGAGAGUGCGUUAAAAUAGUAAAAGUAAAUUUCAAUUCUGAUUCUGAAAAUUGUAAUGUUUGUGUUGAUUUUGCAAUUGGAAAUUGGUUAAACUGUGCUUUAAUUGCAAUUGUUUGAUAUUUGUUAAACCCGAGUGAAUCGAUUGGUGGUCUUUUCUCGUUGCUAAAACAAUUUAACUUUCCUUUGGAGCAUUUUUGCUUUGUUCUGGAAAUAGUAGUUCCAUGGAGCAAGAACAAACCCAAUUCUAUUGGAACAAUUCUUCACUAUAUGGUCCUGGUUCUGAUUCAGUUGUAGGUGGACCACCGAUGACACCUAAAUCUCCAUUGAGCUCUGUUGUUAGAGCUCAUCUACCUAACAAUGAAAAAACUUCAUUCAAGGUAAAAGCAGGCCAAACAGUUGGAGAAGCUCUCAAAAAAGCAAUGGACAUCAGAAAAUUAACGCCCGAGAUAUGUGAUGUAUACACAUAUACCACUCACGCCCGAAUCGAUUGGAAUCAAGAUAUAAGCACUUUAGAGGGAAAAGAGAUUGUCGUUGAAGCCAGAGCUUCUCCUAUUAGGACUUCCAUAUCUCAUAAUUUUGUUCGCAAGACCUUCUUCUCACUUGCCUUUUGUGAGUGUUGUCGCCGUUUAUUAUGGCAUGGUUUUAGAUGUCAAACCUGUAACUUUCGUUUCCAUCAGAGAUGUGCUAGCCUUGUGCCCAGCUUAUGUUCACCUUUAAAUGUUGACUCUUCAAACUACUAUGGGCAUCUUUUAGCACUAAAUAAUACAAAUUACUACAAGGCAUCCUCCAAUCCUUCAAGUGGACCUUACUUUCAACCACCCAGUCAAGUUUCCCAACAUGGAGUUUCAUCAUCAUCUUCAUCUGCAUCAGAAUAUCAACCACCAUUUAAUCAAAUUCGGGAAUCUAUGAAUGGAUCGACUCGGCGUAAAGCACAAACAUCAGGAUUCUCACAAAGAGAAAGAUCUACAUCUGCUCCUAAUGUUUAUUGUGUUAACCAAAAUAAUCAAAGUUUUUCGGAAGAGUUUCACAAAUAUCCAACAUCAUCAUCGGGUUACAAUAGUAUUUACACUAAUAACAGUGAAGCGGCAAACAAUGCAACAAGUCCUACGAGAACUCAAAGUGCUGGAGGUUCACCCACUAACACACGGAUCGGAGGUCAACAAUGGCGUCCUAGAGCACGAUCAGCUGACGAAAGUUCAGCUAAAAAUUUAGUAAACAAAGGAAAACCUAGCACAACUGGAAGGGAACAAAUUGAAGACUGGGAAAUAGCACAUGACGAAAUUUUCACUGGACCUAGAAUAGGUUGUGGUUCUUUUGGAACAGUAUAUCGAGGUCAUUGGCAUGGACCAGUGGCACUUAAAAAAUUGAACGUUACCAAUCCAACUCCUGCACAAUUACAAGCUUUUAAAAACGAAGUUGCUGUGCUAAGAAAAACUCGCCAUGUUAAUAUACUUCUUUUUAUGGGCUGUGUUUCUAAGCCUCAGCUUACGAUAGUUACUCAAUGGUGCGAAGGUUCAUCUCUUUACAAGCAUCUCCAUGUACUCGAAACCAAAUUUGAACUUGCCCAAUCGAUAGACAUUUGCCGGCAAACUGCCCAAGGGAUGGAUUACUUGCAUGCAAAAAAUAUUAUCCAUCGUGAUCUUAAAACGAACAAUAUAUUUUUACAUGAAGAUUUAACUGUAAAGAUAGGUGAUUUUGGUUUAGCAACUGUUAAAACCAAGUGGAACGGAUCUCAACAAUUUAAUCAGCCUACGGGUUCCAUUCUAUGGAUGGCACCAGAAGUUAUCAGAAUGAAAGAUGCAAAUCCAUUUUCCUUCCAAUCCGAUGUUUAUGCCUUUGGUAUUGUCAUGUUUGAACUGUUCACUCAGCAAUUACCAUACAGUAACAUAAAUAACAAAGAUCAAAUCCUUUUUAUGGUCGGACGAGGUAUACUUAGGCCCGAUUUAACCAAAUGCAGAAAAGACACCCCUAAAGCAGUGAUACGCUUAAUAGAAGACUGUAUUACAUUUGCAAAAGAAGACAGACCUUUGUUUCGUCAAAUCUUGGCUUCACUUGAAUCCUUGUCCAGAUCAUUGCCAAAGAUACAUCGAUCUACUUCAGAACCAACAUUGAAUAGGACGCAUAUACAGUCAGAAGAUUUUUGGGGACCCGUUUGUGCCUCUCCAAAAACUCCUAUUAACUCACAAUAUACAGCUUUUCCCUUCUAUAGUUUUACCUAAUUUCUCUUAAUUCAUUUUAUCUCUUUAUUUCUCAUCUUUCAUCCUUCUUUCAGUAAAUUACUUCUAUUCUUUCAAAAUAAAAAAUUGACGAUUUAAAAUGAAAA
Tetranychus urticae (two-spotted spider mite) is the source of this 2330-nucleotide messenger RNA. RefSeq names its product raf homolog serine/threonine-protein kinase Raf. Gene Ontology annotation, biological process: protein phosphorylation; MAPK cascade. Gene Ontology annotation, molecular function: MAP kinase kinase kinase activity; ATP binding. The record is from RefSeq and is a predicted model, not a curated record. Lineage: Eukaryota; Metazoa; Arthropoda; Arachnida; Trombidiformes; Tetranychidae.